Messenger RNA from Bacillus rossius redtenbacheri, 4442 nucleotides. It is a transcript of the gene aop, whose product is annotated as ets DNA-binding protein pokkuri. Gene Ontology annotation, cellular component: nucleus. Gene Ontology annotation, biological process: regulation of transcription by RNA polymerase II; cell differentiation. The record is from RefSeq and is a predicted model, not a curated record. Lineage: Eukaryota; Metazoa; Arthropoda; Insecta; Phasmatodea; Bacillidae. Gene Ontology annotation, molecular function: sequence-specific DNA binding; DNA-binding transcription factor activity, RNA polymerase II-specific. The transcript has 7 exons. Bases 656 to 1984 code for a protein of 442 amino acids.
GUGGCGGCGGGAGCGACGCGAACUACAGUUUCAACUUCCUCGCCAGCACUUCGCGUCCGCCGCGAGGUUGUUUUCUUCUUUUUUAUUUUCCUCACUCCUACUACUACUUCUUCUUCUUCUUUUGUGUACGUCGACGUCGCGCGGGGGCACUCGACCGUCGAGUGUCGACUCAGAGCACUCUGCGCAGUCGCACGGAGCAGGCGUCUGUGGCGUUUGUGCGAGUGUUCCCGUCGUCACCUGUCCCCCCCGGACGGCGCGUAGCGGUCCAGGACGUUGAAGCUCUCGAUGGGAUCCGUGCGUGUGGUGGUACUCCUGCUGUUGUUUUAGUUUUUGUUUUUCCCAUUCCCAUUCCCUUCCUUCCUUCCUUUCCGAACUUUUUUUUUUUUUUGUUACGACGUUUGUGGUGCUACAUGGAUCAGACAAGAAGACUGAAUUCGCCCACAUCGACGACGAACUGUGAUUUCAACAACUUCCAACGAGUAAUAAUUAUUUAUUCGUCGCGUGUUUGUGUGUCGUGAGUGUUCCGGACAGGACAAAAAAACAAAAAAAAACAAAAACAAAAACAUAAACUGCUUUUACGGAGUACACUGACGGUUACCUUUCGAUCUUCAAGGUGGCCGGACAGACGCGGCGCAGACGCGAGGCGCCGCUGGUUAUGAAACUCCUACCCCUGUCGCUGCCCCCCGCCGCGGCCAUGGACCGCCUGCCGCUGUCGCUGCCCUUCAGCGCCUCCGACCUGCUGUGGCGCUACCCGCUGGGCUUCUCUGCGCAGGCGCCCCCCGCCUCGCCGCUCGUCGACUUCAAGACGCACCUGCCCGCCAGCCUCACGACGGACCCGCGGGUGUGGUCCCGGGACGACGUGGUCGCCUUCCUCAGGUGGUGCGAGCGAGAGUUCGACCUGCCCGGCUUCGAGAUGGACAUGUUCCAGAUGAACGGCAAGGCGCUGUGCCUGCUGACCAAGGGCGACCUGGGCGAGCGCUGCCCCGGGGCCGGAGACGUGCUGCACAACGUGCUGCAGCUGCUGGUGAGGGACGCGCAGACGCUGCAGCGCUGCCUGCCGUCCAGCCCGGUGACGCCGACGUCGCGGCACUACCCGCCGGCGCACGGCUGGACCAUGCUGCAGGACCUGCCUGCCCCCGGCCUCGCGCACCUCGUCCACCACGGCAACUCCGUCACGCUCAGCCCCGCGCCGUCCGUCGACAGCCAGUCAGGCAGUCCCCAGCACGUGGAGGCGGUGGGCGCCGCGCAGUCCUACCACAGCAGCGGCAGCAACAGCAACGGCAGCCACCAGUCGGACUCUGACGACGACAGCUACCAGGAGUCGCUGCAGCAGGCGGCGCCCGGGGGCGGCGUCCAGGGCGCCUCGCCGCCGCCCACGCCCGCCCCGCUGUCCCCCGGCAAGGAGCACCACGCCACUGCCUUCCGGCCCGUCGCGCGGGACUACUACUGCGACGCGCCCGAGACCAACACCAACGGCCGCCUGCUGUGGGACUUCCUGCAGCAGCUUCUCAACGACCAGACGCAGCGCUACACGGGCUACAUCGCGUGGAAGAACCGCGACACGGGCGUGUUCAAGAUCGUGGACCCCGCCGGCCUGGCCAAGCUGUGGGGCAUCCAGAAGAACCACCUGUCCAUGAACUACGACAAGAUGUCCCGGGCGCUGCGCUACUACUACCGCGUCAACAUCCUGCGCAAGGUCCAGGGCGAGCGGCACUGCUACCAGUUCCUGCGCAACCCCAGCGAGCUGAAGAGCAUCAAGAACAUGUCGCUGCUGCGGCAGCAGAUGAGCCCGACGCGGCCCGCCCCGCCGCAGGGCCCCGCGGUCAGCAUCAAGCUGGAGCGCGAGGAGCCGGAGCCCCGGGACGACGACGAGGACCUGCCCACGGACCUCAGCAUGAGCCCCACCGCGCGGUCCCGCCCCGCCGGCUUCCCCCUCCCCCCGGCGUCCUCCGCCGUCAAGCUUGAGGUCCCGGACGACAAGUGACCUCCCGGGGCGGGCGUCUGACGGGCCGCCUCCCGCUCUCGGCCCCCGACGAGCCGAGUGGCGCCGGCGCUGUGACCGGCCCGCCGUCACACACGGCGGUGCGUGUCCGAGGUUGAUAUUAAGGGGGCGGAUUGGCCAGGAGCGCGGAGAGCCCUGAACGGGUGGCGCUUCCUGCGGACGAUCUCCAGGUCACGACCUCCGAAGGACUUGCGUCGCGCACGCAAAAAAAAAAGUGGGGCCAGUACGUUCGAGAGGUUUCAAAGAUGGUGAUGAGGAGAUUCCUACCGGCCAGAAGACUCUUUGACGUGUGAGUUGAACAGAGGGACGGCCAUAAGUUUAUUUUGAUCGAGGGGAAACUGUGAUUUUUUAUUUAAUUGCUAGCAAUGUGAUGUUAGGAACGUAUCUUGCUGAUAUUAGUGCCAAUCCUUGUGUAAAUAACAAAUUAAACGUUAACGACGGUAAAGAAGUAGCGGUGAUAGGUUAAGUUGCGGGCACCAGCGGAGCUGGUCCGAGGGUUGACGGUGCCAUGUUCUCUCGAGCAGCGAUCACACGUGAACUGCAAGCCCACGUGCCGGAACAGAAGGUAUUGUACAGGCGUCCGUCUAGAGUUGCAAGCAACUAUAGAGGUUUUUCGACACAAUACAACUCCGGUAAUAUAUCAAUCCCGAAGCAGAAUUUUUUUUGAUGUUAUUUGUACUUCUAGAAGUUAUGCACAAAUCAUCAUGGUAGUUACUGUAAUGUAUCAAAAGGAUAUUUCAUUUUUAAUGCAUCACAAUUAGCGAAAUGUAAAAAAUACACAGACUCCUCACAAUUUUUUCAUGAUUAUUCAAAACUACCACAUGACAGGCAAAAAUUUUAAUUUUACAAAACAUGUGUUACCCUUAAGCAAAAAAAAAAAAAAAAAAAACCUUUUCAAGAAAAUGGUUUGUGUACAAUACCUUCUGUUGAACUUCCCACACCAGUGGCUACGGAAAACGUCCUCAAAGGCUCCUAAUUAAACUAAUAGCAUGACGUGGGUUUAAGAAUGCUCUGGUAUCGUAGUUCAAGUGCCGAUGUUUUCAUAUUAAUAGAAUAAAAAUAUAUCUAUUGGAAGAAAUAAUAAUAAAUUGAAAAAAAAUCUGUCAAUAGCCACGAAAACUGUUUUUGCAACUACCUACGUAUCAAUAUACUUAUCAACUAGAGAGUAACUGAUUAGGUUUUAAAGAAAAGAAAUAAUCUAGCAACAAAUAUUGAUAGGUUGUACAUAAAAACUGUUAUACAUAAAUCAUAUCAACAAGUACAAUAACUCUGCUUUAAAGACAGUUUUACGAGCCUUACACACAUUAGUGUCUAUAAUUAUAAAUAUAAUAAUGUACACAUUGUACUUUGGUGGUCAUGUUACGCUCAUCUAGCAAAGUUGCGGGUUCGAUGCUAAGUACCGCAGAAAUUUUUGAUGAGCACCAAGCAAGUACUCAUUUUUGGAAGUAAUUAUGAGCCUAAAGUUGGUAUUCAAUAUUACAACCAACUUUUAUCUCAGAUGUCCCUUGUUUUGUACACAAGUCUUGCUCUCUGUAAACAUUCAGACAUUCUUUCCAUCUUCACUACUUGCUUGCUACCAACUCUUAACUGUUCUAUUUUUUAACACACAGAAAUAGUGUUAAGUGCAGAAUUACUUGAACACAUUCUAAAAUUAAAGAGGUAAUUAAUUCUAACCUUUAUGUGUUUUUUUUAUUGCUAAAAUGAGAUUUCUCAUAUAAUCCAAUUAAAGGGAGAAAAUUAUUGCUACAAUGAACGAUGCUUUUCCAAAUUACUAUAUUGUAUACGUUAUAAGAAUGUACAACAGAGUUUUAACUUCACAAGCACUAACGCGUAUGUGAUAACUCUCAAAGGUACAUGGCACCUGUCUUUCUCCUGCAACAGCAACUGUACAUGAGCAUGACACGAUACCGUCACUCAAGUGUUACGUAUUGUCAAACCAUAUUGAAUUUAUAGGAAAAAAAAUAUCUUUAUAUGAGGGCUUUAGAGUUAUAUGUAGAUUGUGUAUAUAACAUACUAUAUUUUAAAGGGUUGAUUUAAUUCAAGUGGAGUUUUUUUGUUUUGUUUUAUCAAAUGCUGGUUCAGCCUGUUUUUUUUUUUCUCUAGUUCUGGUUAGGCAAAAUAAUCUAAACGUCGUUGUAAUUUCUUUUUAACCCCGCUACAAGCUUAGCUACUCACUGACCUUUUUUUUUUAACGACGGGCAGCUGAGAAAAUGUCGAGUGCGAACGCGUGUGUAGGUUCUGCCUGCUUUCGGCAGGUCGACAAGCCAAUGUUACAAUGAAUAAUGAGAUCUCAUAAGAUAUGGAAAACAUGCAAAGUGGUUUUUAUACAUGUACAUAUUAAAAAGAGAGUUUAUAUUAUUAUUUUUGCUGUAUAUGCUGCCCAUAGGAUGCAGCCGUUGGUGAGAAAGAUAAAUAAAAAAUUCGUAAGUUGAAAAAGGUA